This is a messenger RNA of Coniosporium apollinis CBS 100218, 969 nucleotides long. RefSeq lists its product as uncharacterized. The transcript is spliced from 3 exons. The coding region runs from base 1 to 969 and encodes 322 amino acids. The record is from RefSeq and is a predicted model, not a curated record. NCBI's taxonomy places the organism in Eukaryota, Fungi, Ascomycota, Dothideomycetes.
AUGGAGCGACGCGAUAUCGUCAGCAAGCCCACUGACCCAGAUGGGUUGAUUCUCGAAGCCUGGGCGCAGGGCUACAUGGUCGGCUCGCUCAUCAUCAUGGCCUGCAUCACCAUCUCAAACAUGCGCCGCGGUGUCCUUCUCCACAAGCUCAUUCUCAUCGAGCUCAUCCUGGGGACCUUCCACGGGACCUUCAUCUUCGCUCAUCCGCCCGUAUACAGCUGGUAUCUGUCGGUCACCGCGAUAUUCCUGAACAUCAGCUGGAGCAUGCACAACUUCAUCGCAUGGAUGAAGAACAAGCCGUUCCUGAGCCGGAAGGUCAGCUACUUCUACAUUGGCACGGUCAUCCUUGCGCAACCGUACUGGGUCGUGGAAAUCUACGCCAACUUCACUUACUUCAACAACAUCAACACCGUCUUCCUCAAGACGCGGCCUGUGGAGGCGCUCUUCCGCGACCCGUGGUGGAUAUUCACGGUUCUCAACCUCUUCUACGUAAUCCACACCCAGUACGACCUCGCCUUCAUCGAAAUAAUCCGCAUCAGCCCUCGCUUCGGCGUUCUCCUGGGCAGCAUGCUCCUGUCCGUCGCCUUCAUCAUCAUUGAUAUCCUCGCCGUCACCCACGUAUUCACCCUGGAAAAUCCCGAUGGCAUCAACCCCUUCUGGAAGCUGGCGUACAUCUUCAAAUGCCUGACUGACACCAUCGUUCUGGACGACUUCAAAACCGCGCUGGAUAAGCUGAGCCAGGUGAAGAGAGAGAUGAUCAGGAGUGAUGAUUUUGCGGGGUUCAAGAGAGAGGAUGAUCCGCUAGGAAGCCCGAAUAUCGAAGGGCCAAAUUCAGGAGCGGACGCGAAUGACCCGAGUGUGGGUGGGUCGGUGCACAAGAGCAGUGCGAGCCAUCUGGAUGAUAUGCAUCUUAAUGUUUACGACUUCCUGAACGAGUCGCCCAGGGAUCGCAAUAGAUCAAUGGGUUAA